Molecule: messenger RNA, 2412 nt
Organism: Procambarus clarkii (red swamp crayfish)
Lineage: Eukaryota; Metazoa; Arthropoda; Malacostraca; Decapoda; Cambaridae
Product: ice nucleation protein-like
Source: RefSeq, a predicted model, not a curated record
AUGGUUGCCACAUGCCUGCAGGCGGACCGCGCUCUUCAUCUGCACUUUGGUGUCAGCAGUGGUGGGACUCAACCUGUCAGCAGUGGUGGUACUCAGCCAGUCAGCAGUGGUGGGACUCAACCGGUCAGCAGUGGUGGGACUCAAUCUGUCAGCAGUGGUGGUACUCAACCGGUCAGCAGUGGUGGGACUCAACCUGUCAGCAGUGGUGGUACUCAACCAGUCAGCAGUGGUGGGACUCAACCGGUCAGCAGUGGUGGGACUCAAUCUGUCAGCAGCGGUGGUACUCAACCAGUCAGCAGUGGUGGGACUCAACCGGUCAGCAGUGGUGGUACUCAACCAGUCAGCAGUGGUGGGACUCAACCGGUCAGCAGUGGUGGGACUCAAUCUGUCAGCAGCGGUGGGACUCAAUCUGUCAGCAGCGGUGGGACUCAACCGGUCAGCAGUGGUGGGACUCAACCAGUCAGCAGUGGUGGGACUCAACCUGUCAGCAGUGGUGGGACUCAACCAGUCAGCAGUGGUGGUACUCAACCAGUCAGCAGUGGUGGGACUCAACCAGUCAGCAGUGGUGGGACUCAACCUGUCAGCAGUGGUGGGACUCAAUCUGUCAGCAGUGGUGGGACUCAACCUGUCAGCAGUGGUGGGACUCAACCUGUCAGCAGUGGUGGGACUCAACCUGUCAGCAGUGGUGGGACUCAAUCUGUCAGCAGUGGUGGGACUCAACCUGUCAGCAGUGGUGGGACUCAACCUGUCAGCAGUGGUGGGACUCAACCGGUCAGCAGUGGUGGGACUCAACCUGUCAGCAGUGGUGGACUCAAUCUGUCAGCAGUGGUGGGACUCAACCUGUCAGCAGUGGUGGGACUCAAUCUGUCAGCAGUGGUGGGACUCAAUCUGUCAGCAGUGGUGGGACUCAACCUGUCAGCAGUGGUGGGACUCAAUCUGUCAGCAGUGGUGGGACUCAACCUGUCAGCAGUGGUGGGACUCAACCGGUCAGCAGUGGUGGGACUCAACCUGUCAGCAGUGGUGGGACUCAACCAGUCAGCAGUGGUGGGACUCAACCUGUCAGCAGUGGUGGUACUCAACCAGUCAGCAGUGGUGGGACUCAACCGGUCAGCAGUGGUGGGACUCAACUGGUCAGCAGUGGUGGGACUCAACCUGUCAGCAGUGGUGGGACUCAACCUGUCAGCAGUGGUGGGACUCAACUGGUCAACAGUGGUGGGACUCAACCGGUCAGCAGUGGUGGGACUCAACCUGUCAGCAAUGGUGGUACUCAACCAGUCAGCAGUGGUGGGACUCAACCGGUCAGCAGUGGUGGGACUCAACUGGUCAGCAGUGGUGGGACUCAACCUGUCAGCAGUGGUGGGACUCAACUGGUCAGCAGUGGUGGGACUCAACCGGUCAGCAGUGGUGGGACUCAACCGGUCAGCAGUGGUGGGACUCAACCAGUCAGCAGUGGUGGGACUCAACCUGUCAGCAGUGGUGGGACUCAACCGGUCAGCAGUGGUGGGACUCAACCUGUCAGCAGUGGUGGGACUCAACCGGUCAGCAGUGGUGGGACUCAACCUGUCAGCAGUGGUGGGACUCAACCGGUCAGCAGUGGUGGGACUCAACCUGUCAGCAGUGGUGGGACUCAACCGGUCAGCAGUGGUGGGACUCAACCUGUCAGCAGUGGUGGGACUCAACCAGUCAGCAGUGGUGGGACUCAACCUGUCAGCAGUGGUGGGACUCAACCUGUCAGCAGUGGUGGGACUCAACCUGUCAGCAGUGGUGGUACUCAACCAGUCAGCAGUGGUGGGACUCAACCGGUCAGCAGUGGUGGGACUCAACCGGUCAGCAGUGGUGGGACUCAACCUGUCAGCAGUGGUGGUACUCAACCAGUCAGCAGUGGUGGGACUCAACCGGUCAGCAGUGGUGGGACUCAACUGGUCAGCAGUGGUGGGACUCAACCGGUCAGCAGUGGUGGGACUCAACCGGUCAGCAGUGGUGGGACUCAACCAGUCAGCAGUGGUGGGACUCAACCUGUCAGCAGUGGUGGGACUCAACCGGUCAGCAGUGGUGGGACUCAACCUGUCAGCAGUGGUGGGACUCAACCGGUCAGCAGUGGUGGGACUCAACCUGUCGGCAGUGGUGGGACUCAACCGGUCAGCAGUGGUGGGACUCAACCUGUCAGCAGUGGUGGGACUCAACCGGUCAGCAGUGGUGGGACUCAACCGGUCAGCAGUGGUGGGACUCAACCGGUCAGCAGUGGUGGGACUCAACCGGUCAGCAGUGGUGGGACUCAACCUGUCAGCAGUGGUGGGACUCAACCGGUCAGCAGUGGUGGGACUCAACUGGUCAGCAGUGGUGGGACUCAACCGGUCAGCAGUGGUGGGACUCAACCAGUUUCCACCGGUUCGCUUUAAUAAGUUCCAAUAA